This is a messenger RNA of Rhipicephalus sanguineus (brown dog tick), 984 nucleotides long. RefSeq names its product putative exonuclease GOR. Gene Ontology annotation, cellular component: nucleus. The record is from RefSeq and is a predicted model, not a curated record. Bases 129 to 788 code for a protein of 219 amino acids. The transcript is spliced from 6 exons. Gene Ontology annotation, molecular function: nucleic acid binding; exonuclease activity. NCBI's taxonomy places the organism in Eukaryota, Metazoa, Arthropoda, Arachnida, Ixodida, Ixodidae.
GUGUGUUCCUAUGCGCAGACCCAGUGCUGCAGUGCAACCGAUGCCCUAAAACUUUUUCGCUGACAGAAGAAGGCGCUUACUUGAACCCGGAGGAGUGCGUCUACCACCGAGGUCGCCUUCGAUAUGAUAUGGCAUCGGGAAAACCUUUGUAUUACUACACCUGCUGCAGAGGCAUGGAAACAUUGGAAGGAUGCUGCGUUUCCCAGGGUCACGUGUAUGACGGCCCUAUGCCGAGUGAUUUGACGGGCUUUGUGACGACGAUUGCCAAGGGCCCACGUGACGACGGCUGCCCUGGGGUUUAUGCACUCGACUGUGAAAUGUGCUGCACGACGAAAGGCUUCGAGCUGAUAAGAGUGUCGGUAGUUGGCUGGGACUUCGAGCCUGUGUACGACACGCUGGUCAAGCCACAGGGGAAGAUCCUGGACUACAAAACAGAGUUCAGCGGCUUGACAGAGGAGGAUAUGGUUGGUGUGGACACGACCCUGGCGGAUGUGCAGGCAGCCCUGCUGGAACGCUUCUCGGCCGAAACCUUGCUCCUCGGUCACAGCCUCGACUCGGACUUUCGCGCCCUGCGGCUAAUCCACACAAAUGUCGUCGACACGUGCGUCGUGUUUCCGCACAAUAGGGGCUUCCCUUACAAGCGAGCAUUGCGCCACAUUGUGAAACAAUACCUGGACAAGUCCAUUCAAGACGGAGAGGACGGUCAUAACAGCCAGGAAGAUGCAGCCGCCUGUAUGGAGCUCAUGCUCUGGAAAGUGCGCCAAGGCCUCAACGAGGAUGUUCUGUAAAGGUGCGGAUGCCUACCGCUCCAGCCUCAAAAAAAAAAAAUCGUUUGAUCAAUUUCGCAGGGAAACAAGUGUGCCGUGAUCUCUGAGGCCCCGAAAGACCUGCGCAUCCGACGAGGAUAACUUUUGACGACUCGCGUCCCCUGCGACGAAUGAAUAAAUGAGAGCACCACGAAAACGCCUGCAGUGGCUUUUGAUU